GGUCUGUUUAUGGUAUGUCAAAUAAGCUGGACAGUGAACACAUUUUUAAAGCCAUUUAACUUGCCACUACUUCUGCACUCGCAAAAGACUCGGCUGUUUGUUUCCAGGUCAAAAGCUUACAUUUAAUUCCCUCUCCCCACCAACUGGCAUUUCUACAAGACUUUGCAGCAAACUUUGAGCCUUCUAAUUCAACAUUAUAUUCAGCACAUAACCCGGAUCAAGUUUUUCCUCCUCCCCAAUGAAAAAUCAGAGUAAAAGGCGAUGUCUUAUAGCCAUUGGUGCAAUAAUAUUUCUGAUCUUGCUGCUAUUCAUCAUUAUCUUGAUCCUAGCAUUGACUGUGUUUAAGCCAAAACAACCCAAGACUCAAGUUCAAUCAGCAAAGGUUGAUGGGGUCGCUCCUAGUGUGUCUCUCAUCCCCUUGAAUAUCCGACUCAACCUCACCCUCGACCUUCAGAUCCUUGUUAAGAAUCCGAACCAUGCCAGUUUCAAGCAUGGCACUGGUAACAGUAUCCUUGAAUAUCGCGACAAACAGAUUGGAGAGGCUGAUAUCUACCCGGGCUAUAUUCCGGCCACCGGAUCCACCAGUUUUCCUUGCAGACUUACACUUCAGGUAGACCAGCUUGCAUCUAAUUUAACUUCUCUGAUCACUGACAUAAUAGGUGGUCAUCUAGUCAUGGAGACGCACACAAAGAUUCCAGGCAGAAUCAACUUCUUGGGGAUUUUCAAGAAACAUGUUGUCACUUCUUCUGAUUGCCAAUUUACUAUUGCUUUUCCUUCUCUGAAUAUCACCAAGCAAGAGUGCAAGAACAAGCUUUGAUCCAUAUUUUUUCACAAGGAAAUUGGUUGGACUGGAUUAAAAUAUAAUUUUCUUUGCGCCUUGCCUUUGCGCCUUGCCUUUGCUUCUGCCUUCAGUUUCUGCUUUUCCCCCGUUAAGACUGUUAGAUUCCUCUACUUAUUGUCACUAUGAAUGCUUGUUGAAAAAGUCAGAAUCAGAAUUAGAAGCAAAUUCUUUGUUUCAUAUUCGCAGAUGCGAUUUUUCAGAGCUUACAUAUGUUUUUUUCCUUAGGUUGAUGUAUAGAGUUGUCAUCAAUAAUUUAGAUGCCUGCGUGGAGGGCAGAUAUUGUAUACAGCAAGAAAACUAUGUCAGGUUUUAUAUCAUCAUUUUUAAACUUUUUUUUUUAA
Molecule: messenger RNA, 1182 nt
Organism: Mangifera indica (mango)
Lineage: Eukaryota; Viridiplantae; Streptophyta; Magnoliopsida; Sapindales; Anacardiaceae
Exons: 1
Coding region: 239-817 (192 amino acids)
Source: RefSeq, a predicted model, not a curated record